Messenger RNA from Phoenix dactylifera (date palm), 2854 nucleotides. RefSeq names its product EXS (ERD1/XPR1/SYG1) family protein (gene PHO1;H1). Gene Ontology annotation, cellular component: membrane. Gene Ontology annotation, biological process: cellular response to phosphate starvation. The record is from RefSeq and is a predicted model, not a curated record. NCBI's taxonomy places the organism in Eukaryota, Viridiplantae, Streptophyta, Magnoliopsida, Arecales, Arecaceae.
CCAAGAGUUCCCCUCCAUUUCGCCCUCCUCCUCUUCCUCCAUCUGCCUCGGAGAAUCCCUGCCACCAUGACCCCAAGUGGAGGAAGGUGCCGAGUAUAUUAGCACAAAUCUUGCACACUGGAUACUUAGAAUGUGCUGUCCCCCAACACCCAAAAAUGAUGCUUUCUCCCACCUCCUCCCCCAUAACGCUUCCCAAUGGUAACCUCAUCAAAUAUAUAUAGUCCUUCGUGGGCGUCUCUUCAAAGACCCAUCCAAAGUCUCUACAAACUAGUCUAACGUAGAGAAGAAGCAGGGGAGCUGAGAUGGUGAAGUUCUCCAAGCAGUUUGAGGGCCAGCUUGUUCCGGAGUGGAAGGAGGCUUUUGUUGAUUACUGGCAGCUGAAGAAGGACCUCAAGAGGAUGCAAGUCCUUGGUGCCGGCCAAGGUCCCACAAACAAACCACCACAAACUCCUUUAGCCCAUAGGCUCCUCUCUCCCUUAAGGAAGCUUCCCUUUUUCGGUUCAUAUGGUCGCAAGGAUCAUGAAGUCAUACAGGUACAUAAGAAGCUCACAAGCUCGGCGAGCAGGGGGGUGUUAUAUGAGACGGAGCUUCUAGAUCAGUUUGCAGACACUGAUGCGGCAAGGGAGUUCUUUGCUAGGCUUGAUCAUCAGCUCAACAAGGUGAAUCAGUUCUACAAGGGGAAGGAGAUGGAGUUUGUGGAGAGAGGAGAGUCCCUAAACAAGCAAAUGGGGAUCCUCCUUGAGCUUAAGGCUGCCCUCAAACAGCAGCGCGAGAAGGGCUCACUGAGUAAUGAUUCAAAGGAGGAUCCUUCCAUAUCUUGCUCAAUUACAUCUGAGGAAGAGUCCAUCAAGGGUACCAUAGAUCAAGACCAACCCCAAGAGAUCUCAACAGCUGAACUUGAGAAGUGUGAGGUCCAGUUCCCUGUAUCUCCUCAGAGACCAGAUGACUCAGGGAAGCUGGAGAAGGCCAGGAGAGAGGAAGGGAAGCUUAGAAGCCUCUCUGGUAGAGUAAUCGACUGCCAGGGGAAGAACCUAAAGAUCAACAUACCCCUGACCACACCUUCGAGGACUAUCUCCGCCCUUGCCGACUUACUUAGCCAAUCAAAAAAGGGUGGCCCAGAAGGUGGCAAGCUCAACAUCAACAAGACUAAGCUUCACCAUGCAGAGAAGAUGAUCAGAGGCGCCUUCAUUGAGCUCUACAAAGGGUUGGGGUAUCUCGGAACCUAUCGAAAUCUGAACAUGCUGGCUUUUGUAAAGAUUUUAAAGAAGUUUGACAAGGUGACAGGACAAGAAGUCCUCCCCACAUAUCUCAAAGUGGUAGAAAGUUCAUAUUUCAACAGCUCAGACAAGGCAAUUAAGUUAAUGGAUGAGGUGGAGGAAAUCUUCAUCAAAAACUUUGCAGAAGAUGAUAAGCAGAAGGCCAUGAAGUAUCUCAAGCCUUAUCAGCAUAAAGAAUCGCAUGCUGUCACCUUCUUCAUUGGCCUAUUCACGGGAUGCUUCAUUGCACUGUUCAUUGGAUAUUGUAUCAUGGCACAUAUAGCUGGGAUGUACACCGGGCAAUCAGACUCUGUCUACAUGGAGACUGUCUACCCUGUCCUUAGCAUGUUUAGCCUCCUGUUCCUCCACUUGUUUCUGUUUGGGUGUAACAUCUUCAUGUGGAGAAAGACACGCAUUAAUUAUAGCUUUAUAUUUGAAUUCGCCCCUACCAAAGAGCUCAAGUACAGGGAUGUGUUCUUGAUAUGUACUAUGUCCAUGAGUAUAGUGGUGGGAGUCAUGUUUGCCCACUUGAGCCUCACUGCAAGAGGGCAUUCUUCUACCAAAAUCCAAGCAAUCCCUGGCAUUUUACUUCUGAUGUUCUUGGUGGUGCUUGUAUGCCCUUUCAACGUUGUCUACCGAUCGAGUCGCUAUCACUUCCUUAAAGUUAUCAGGAAUAUCAUCUUGUCGCCGCUGUACAAGGUAGUCAUGGUAGACUUCUUCAUGGCCGAUCAACUUUGCAGCCAGGUUCCAAUGCUGAGGAGUCUGGAGUAUGUGGCUUGCUACUACAUAACCGGCAGCUAUAAAACCCAAGACUAUGGGUUUUGCAUGAGAACCAAGCAUUACAGAGACCUGGCUUAUGCAGUGUCCUUCCUCCCUUACUACUGGAGAGCCAUGCAGUGUGCACGAAGAUGGUUUGAUGAAGGGCAGACAAGCCACCUCGUCAACUUGGGGAAGUAUGUUUCUGCAAUGCUAGCAGCUGGUGCCAAAGUAGCAUAUGAGAAGGAGAAGACCAUUGGGUGGCUCUCCCUCGUUGUUGUUAUGUCGAGCACUGCGACUGUGUACCAAUUAUACUGGGAUUUUGUCAAGGAUUGGGGCUUGCUCCAACUCAAUUCAAAGAACCCGUGGCUGAGGAAUGAAUUGAUUCUUCGUCGGAAGUUCAUAUACUUCUUGUCAAUGGGUCUGAACUUUGUCUUAAGGCUUGCUUGGCUACAAAGUGUUCUUCACUCCAGUUUUGGGAGUUUGGAUUAUAGAGUGACCUCAUUCUUCUUAGCAGCCCUUGAGGUGAUUCGGCGAGGGCAUUGGAAUUUCUACAGGUUGGAGAAUGAGCAUCUAAACAAUGCCGGAAAGUUUAGGGCCGUCAAGACAGUUCCACUGCCUUUUCAUGAAGUGGACCAGGAUUGAUCGGCCGACGACUAACAAGCCCUCAGCAUUACAUGGCAAAGGAACCGGCCGGAAGGGGUGGGGGGAGGUUUCCUCUUCCUGUGAUUGGCAAUUUCUUGGAUCUGUAAUCCCAUUGAUGUUAGAAAGUAUGCAUACUUGUAUACGAUUAUUCAUUCUUGAUGCUACAAAUGAAAGAAGCAUCAUAUAUCCAUGUUCUA